AAUAUUAAUUUUAAGGUUAUGUUUCCAUUGUUAAUGUUUUGCGUCAAAGAGUGAAAAUCAACAAAAAAUGAAUUGUUAAGUCAAUAUUUAUAGUAAUUUUCCAAGUGGGUAAUAAAUAAACAAUUUUAAUCAUGUCAAUUGCACCUAUAGCCAAUCUUCCUUACUGCAAAGGAUUGUGGUCCGUUAUAUCGGGAACAAUUUGUCGAUGUGACAAAGAUCUCGUUGAAGAUGAAAUUCAAAAUGCAACACCUCUUCUACGUGAUGGGCUCAAUUUUUUCAAAAAAUACACCGAGGAAUCGUUACAAAAUGUUUCGAAAAAAAAUCCUCCACCUCGAAUGUAUGAUUUAAUUAGUAAACUUGCUCCAUUGUUGAAUGUUGAUGCAACAAUAACAUGGGAUUUAGUUUGCAAUUUUAUGCUCUAUGAAUAUAGAAAUUGUGCCGAGACAUUUGCAUCACAAUUAACUGAUUUAACAUCAAUGAAAGUUUUAAUUGAAGAAAUUUGGAGUUUCUAUUAUGCCGAGAGAAUAACAUUGAUAAAAUGUUUAAAAUUAAUGGUUGAAUAUAGAGACAAUAGAAAGCAUCCACAUCAAAAGGAAUUUUGUAAUUUUUUCGAUGAAGUUUUACUUGGUAGUUUAUUGACAAGUGUACAAAAACAAAUUGAACAUCUUAAAUUUAUAAAUCCACCAAGUCGAACACAAUUAUUUACCGAAGAACAUUUACAUCGUAUUUAUGAGAGUAGUCUUAAUGAAAUGCGUGAAUUAUUGCAUAUUUAUACAGUGAUAUUGAAUGAUGUACAUGUUGUUGAUAGUGAAUUUAAUAAUAUUUAUGCGAGUAUUAGCGGUGAACCAAGAAGAUUAAUUUCAUAUAAAAGCCAUGAGGAUAGAGAAUUGAUGGCAAAAAAAAUUGAAAUUAUUCAAUAUAGCCAAACGGGUUUAUUAUUAGUUGCUUUUGAUGUGACGAAACAUAUUGGAAUGGAGGAUUGGAUAAAAGGAGUUGGUAAAAUAAUGCAGGAUACAUUUGAACAUAAAUGUUUGAGGGAUAGUUUACCACAGGAUGGACCAUUAUUGCUUGCUUGGAUGCUCGCUAAUUAUGCAAUUGAACCGGAAAAUACUGAUAUUUUAAAUUGUUUUCGUCCAUUUGGUAUUCGUGCGAUUCAAAUGAAUGUUUUUCACUAUUUAAAAGGAUUACUUGAUUCGGAAAUGAUUCGUGAGGACACGCAUUAUGCGGAAAUUGUACGAAGUAGUGUUUAUAAUCUUUUGACGCUUCUUUGUGCAUUUAUUGAUGAGGAUCGAUUGGAUACAUUAACGGGUAUUUUUGAUACCGUUGCAUCGAUUUUAAGAUAUCCAAAACUUGCGGAAAGAUUUUGGAGGGAAAAAGAAGAUGGAUUAUGGGUAUUUUAUAAAUAUGCGGCACAAUGGUUUCCUUAUAGAUUUGAGCCACUUACGGCAAUUGUUACUGGUUUGGCAAGUGCCUCAAUUUUGAGUGCUAAAAAUGUGAUUUAUGAACUUGAUAAUUUACCAUCGCUUACUUUAGAAGUUACACGACAAAAUUUACAUACAAUUGAUUGUUUAAAACCAUAUGAGCAAGAAUGUGUGAUUCAUAGAAAUUCAUUUCGUAUAUUGACAACAACGCGUCAUGAAAGAAUUGAAUCGGCUAGACGAAGAAAUGAUGGCGAUGAAUUUGAUGUUAUUUUAUGGCAUACAAAGGGAAGUUAUUGGCAUGCUUUUCAUCAUAAAAUAGAACAACUUUUUCUUCAAGCAAGCGGAGGUAUGGCGAGUUUGAGUUAUAAAGAUGCUGUUCUUCCUGAACAAGUGACACAGGGUUUUGCACUAUUGGAAGCGUUGCUUGCGACUGAUAUGGAAAUUCCAAGAAAUAUGGUUAUACCAACGGAGCUGAGUUUUGAAAUUGUUAAUCGUUUUUCGUAUGCUACGUUGCCAUUGAAUAUUUAUAAAGUUGUUGCCUCUUGUAUUCGUGUAUCGUCAAAAUUGGUACUUCGAUAUCCUGAGGAUGUGUUAUCGCGAAUGAGAACUGAAGUUUAUCCAAGAUUUGAUGAUCGUUAUCAAAAGACAACUGAAUUUGCCGAAGCUGUUUCAUUUGACGGUGGUCUUAUUGCUUCAUGGCUCUCGAGUAUCGAAACUAUUCAACAUACUUAUCCAAUUUUAAACGCAUAUCUUGAUACAUUGUCGAAUUAUCUUAUUGCACGACACAGUAAAGAAGCGAUGUAUUCUGUCGAAAUUCCUGGAAUGGUUCUUUUAUUACAGAGUAUCCUACCGAAACUCGAUUCAUGGUAUUUUCAAUCUGAAUCGGAAAAAGUUGAACUAUGGUUAAAGAGUAUAUUUUGUCUUCAUCGUGCAUUGGAUUCUGUACCCGAGGGUGAAUCGCGCAAUGAAUUGAAAUUAAUUGUCACUUAUAAUUUAUUGCAUUUGGAACCGAGGCAUGCACUAUUGAAAAUUGUUCGCACCAGUGAACGAGCAUUGAGAAAUCGAAUGAUGAAUGAAACUGAUUGGAUUGCUGGUAAAGGAUUUAAAGUUAUUAAAAGUGUUCAAUUGGCAUUGUCGGUGGUUAAUCGUUUAUUAAUGUAUAGAAAAAAUCUUGGAUUGGGAAUUGAGGAGAGAUCACCGCUUGAAAUUGCACUUUAUGCUUCGCCUUCAUUGCCAAAUGGUCUUUUAAUUGUGCCAACAAUUGUUGAUUAUCUUUAUGUUUGGUUUAGUCCAGCUUUGCAAGCAAUGGCUGUGAGAUUGUUGAAAAAAUUUGCCGAAGGUUUUUCAAUGUCAUUAUUAGUUUGUAUGGGAAUGGAUGGAACGGCAAUUCGUGAAACAUUUGCCUCGAGAUUAAUGUCACCAACAUGUGCCGCUGAGGUGAAGGUUGCAAUUUUAGAAUUAGUUGCCGUUUGUCUUGAUCGUCAGCCAGGAUUAACUGAAGCACUUUUUAAUAUUAUGCAUCAAGCCGAAAGAAAGAGAAUAUUUCCCCGACCAGCUGAUGAAUUUCUCACUGAAGGUUGUACACAAUUUUUAGAUCUUUAUAUGCAGAGAAUUUUCCAUGAGGACAAUAUUGUUUAUGAUCGUCUUUAUGAUUCGACAAUGAGUCUUUUGCGUGCCAUUUGGUAUCAUCGAAAUGAAAUUCUUGUUAAUUUUUUUCGUAAAAAAACAGAAUUUUGGAGUCAUUUAUUUGCGCCAUUAUUUCGUAAUUUGGUGACAAAUGUUAAAGGUUAUUCACAAUUGAUUGAUAUUGUUACAUUGGAAUUGUUUAAAAGUACAUUGUUGGAGAAGGAUUUUCAAACGAAUUUAGAAAAAUUAUUGGACACCAAGGAGAAUUAUUGGGGAAAAUUGGUGAAAUAUAUAUUUAAAACAAUUCCCACAUUAGAAUUGUCGAAUGAAGAUGAUGGUAAUGUUAUUUUAGAAAAGGAUGACGUUAAACCUUUUUAUGAAACAAUUCUUGAAUCUUUAUAUCAAUUCUUGGUGACUAUCACCGAUGAAAGAGUGGCAAAAAAAUAUCCAAUUGAUGAGAAACAAGCUCGGGAGACAACAUCAUUGGCGCUUGAUCAUUUACUUGAAUUAUUGAAGCAACCAACGCCAAAAUCGUCAGCGAAACGAAUUUCAAUGGCAAAAACAACAAUGUUAUUGGCAUCGAUAACAUUACGUUGUAUUUCCUCAUGGAAAUUGAAGUGUAUCACAAAUUCUUCGGAUUUGAAAAAUAAAUUACGAGAACUUGUUCAUGAAAUUGCUCAAUUUUAUCGUGGCUAUGGACGAUCAUUGAGGCAAACAUUAAUUUCUCUGGUUUUAGGAUGUAUUCAAUUGAUUGGCGAUAUUCUUAUCGAUGAUAAUGUAACAUUAGAUUAUUUAUUGGGACAAUCGUGUAUACUUGCAAUUGGUGAUGUUGAGGAAUUGCGUGAAUUAGCGAGAAGUAGAGAGAAAAAACGAAAAUUUAUCAAUGAAGAUGGAAGGGAAAAAUUGGAUAGAGUUAGCGAAGAUCUCGAGGCAAUGGAAUUAUCAGCAAUUUCUGAAUCACUACCAGCAACAUUGACAGUGAGUGUUAUUACACAGCUUUUGAAUUAUCAAAUUGAAUACAAUAGAAAAAGUCAAAGAAGAAAAUCCGCAAGUUUACAACUUGGUCAAUUGAUAUCGGAAAUUAUGACAACAAUUGGUGUUACAAUGCAAAAACAUCCUUAUGCAAAAUUUAGUAAAGUUGCACUCGCUCUAUUGGGCACUGCUGUAAGAUCAGUUUCCGGAAGUUUUAAAUUUGAAGAGGAAACUGUGGUAAAACUUUGGCUCACUUUGAUCCCACCACCGGAUUUGAAAAAUAGUGUUUUAGCCUCUUUAUAUGACGAUUGCAGCAGCAUGAGUAUUUGGCGCUGUCAAGAUUGGUGGCCACUCUAUACAAUUGGAUUGGAAUUUAUAAUUGGAUUAAUAAUUAGCGAAUCAUCGUCCGCUUAUAUUUCAUUUGUCAUUACAUUUCUUGGAUCACACGAAUAUCAAUUAAUGGAAGUUUCGACAUUAUUGAGACACACAGCCGAUCCAGCGGCUGCUGAUCUUAUUCAAUCGUUGAUUUCUCUUGUCUCAACGUUGUCAACAAAACCUGUUUAUUGGGAUUCAAUACAACCAAAUGUUCGAGAAACACUAGUGAAAUGCACAUAUCUUGCCUAUGACAGUACAGUGAAUCUUUUGUUACGUCCUCGAAUUUUGAAAUUCAUCAUGGAUGGAAUAAGUGUUGAGAGUGCAGAAGAAUUACAAACAUGCGAUGAAAAACAACUAAGUGGAGAAUUAAAACUUCUUGUUAAUAAAUUAAUUUUAAUUAAUACAUCGUGUGCAAUGAGUUUUGUUUAUUUUUCACCGCGACUAAACACACUUGUUGAUACAAUUUAUUGUCAGGAAGACUUUUGGUAUGCUCCAAUGGCGGAGAUGAAUUUUGGUCCACCGCAAAUGUGCAUUACUUCUGGUCCACAAUUAACUUAUGGUACGAUAAUUAGUUCCACGCAACUAUUUACACAGGCGCAACUUCAUGUGCAUUCAACAAAAACUCCCUCGUCAUCGACAAUUUCAACAUUAUCAAAUACAGUGAUUCGUCCAUCAACGUCGCGUGAUGAAAAAAUUGAUUUGGCAAAAAAAGAAUGGGAACGUGCAUCGCCGGAAAAUUUACGACGAAUGCAAGUUAAAGAUUUGAGAAAAAUACUUCAUCAAACGGGUUCAUCGGCACCAGUUGGUUCAUCGCUUAUCAGUAAUCUUUCGAGUGGAAUUGAUUUUUCAGGAUUUCUCACGGGACAAGAUGUGACUGUUUCACUUCUCAGUAAUCCACGGCUCAUUAGACGGCCAUUUGAUCCAUUAAUUUGUGAAAAUACAAUACUCUCGAGAGCAACGGCUCUUAUUCCAAUAUCAAGUCGUUCACACGUUGGCAAAAAUAAUACCACAAGUUCAAAAAAUGAUCAGGAUGUAUUAAAUCGUUCGCGUAAUGAUGGCAAUGGAGGAACUAGUGAUCCUUGGUUUGCAUCGAUGGAAGAAAAUAAUACACGUCUUGCAUUGGAAGUGAAUUUAGUAUUGAUAUUAUGUCAGGCAUUGGAGGGUGUUAAGAGUCCAAGAUUGGCAUUGAGAGAUCGUCAAUUAAUAGCAAGAGAGACGGCAACUGAAAUUGGUGUAUUCUUCGAUUUUUUGGAACAAAAGAAUUUCACCGAUUGGCAGGUUUCUGCAACUUUAAUUGAAGCAGAUUCGAAGAAAUUACACGUUGUUGAGGCGCCUGAUGUAUUUAGUGAAAAAUUAACGGCAAGAUUGAAGAAAAAUUGUACUAUACAAAAAACACCAGUUAAUUCACUUCCAAUUGUAUGGGAAGAAGAUGACGAUGAUUCGAUUUCUGUUUUUGAACAAACUGACGAGCCGGAACAAAGAUCGAAUGAUGAUAUUGUCACUAGUGGAGGAUUUGGUACCAAAAUUGUCACUAUGAAAUUUUUACCCCUCUUGGGUAAUUUAUUGAAAUCAGUCAUAGAAUCUUUGGACUCUUCACAAUAUUAAGAAAUUUUUGUUUGUAAAAAAAAAAAAAUAAUCAAUAUGAAAGAAUUGUAAUGAAUUUCUAAAUGUAAGUAAAAUAAAUAGUUUUAAGAAUUUUUGUACAAUGUAAUAUAAAAUGUUUUUGAAAAUAA
Molecule: messenger RNA, 6127 nt
Organism: Leptopilina boulardi
Lineage: Eukaryota; Metazoa; Arthropoda; Insecta; Hymenoptera; Figitidae
Gene: Nup188
Product: nucleoporin Nup188
Exons: 7
Coding region: 132-5999 (1955 amino acids)
Biological process (GO): RNA export from nucleus; protein import into nucleus
Cellular component (GO): nuclear pore inner ring
Molecular function (GO): structural constituent of nuclear pore
Source: RefSeq, a predicted model, not a curated record